GGCUCAUGGGCAGCAGCCCAGGUAACUGGUGGCCUCUCUUGUCCACAGACCACUUCCACAUGCAGUCGGAGUCUUUGAUUGGCCCACUGAUGCAGACCAUCUCCCACCAACACUGGAAGGUGCGGGUGGCCGUCAUCGAGGCCACAGGCACAGUGAUCCAGUUCGGCAGCGGGAAGUCGGUGGACGACGUGCUUAGUCACUUUGCUCAGCGGCUCUUUGAUGAUGUUCCCCAGGUCCGACAGGCGGUGACGUGUGUAGUGGGGGACUGGCUGCUGAAUCUGCGGGACCGGUAUUCCUUCUUUCACAAGCUCAUCCCGCUGUUGCUGAGCAGUUUCGACGACGAAAUACCAGAAAUCACGCGUGCCGCUGCCAGCCUCUGGGAGCAGGUUGGCCUGCAGUGGCAGAAGGAGAACGAGGAGGACCUCAAGGACAAGCUCGACUUCGCCUCUCCCCCACCAGCCCAUCACCCCUAUCCAGAGAAUCGCCCGGUGUUGGGCUGUCGGGAGCUCGUCUUCAGAAACCUCUCCAAGAUCCUUCCCGCCAUCUGUCAUGACAUCACCGACUGGGUGCCGGGGACCAGGGUGAAGUCCGCGCAGCUGCUAGCAGUGCUCCUGCUUCACGCAGAAGACCACGUCACGCAGCACCUGGAACUCCUCCUCAGAGCCCUGCUCCGUGCAUGUGCCGACGAGGAGAGGGCCGUGGUCAGCAGCGCCGCCAGGUCUGCAGAGCUCAUCGGGACGUUCGUCAGCCCUGAAGUAUUUCUGAAGUUGAUCUUGUCGAUGCUGAAAAAGUCGCCCUCCCCCUCCAGCCUCCUCAUCUUGGCUUCGGUCAUCCGAGGCUGCCCAAGGGAAGCCCUCCAGCCACACCUCAAGGUCAUCGCCACAGAGCUGGCCCAGGCUCACAUCUCUCAAGGGUCUGAGAACCACCUCUACGGGGAGCACCUGCUGCUCUGCGUGCAAGCUUUGAUUGCAGUGUGCCAGGAGGACUGCAGAGGGUCCGGCCUGCAGCUCAUGAAAGUGCUGGUGACCGUAAUGGCCUUCUCGGGUGCCACGGGCCUUGGUGACAAGGUCCGGGAGACCACGGACGCGCUGGCUGCCGUGGAGAGUGUUGACAGCAGCCAGGACCUCUACCGAGAGCACGUGGGCCCUCUCAUGGAGUGGCUGGCCGGAUCACACCACGACUGGACUGUCCACUCUGCGGAGCUCCUGCAGUUUAAUGUGGUGGUCACCCACUCAGGUCCAGCCCUCGGAGAAGCGCUGCCCCACCUCAUCCCCAUUCUCAGGAGCUGCCUCCAGCCGGCCCGCGACCCAGCCAUGCGCCUGAAGCUCUUCUCCAUCCUUUCAGGGGUGCUGCUGAGGGCCAAGGAGACAGUCGACUCCCAGGGGCAGUUUCACAGUUACCUUGACACCAUGAUGAAGGACAUCUUGGUCCCCAAUCUGCAGUGGCAUGCGGGGAGGACAGCCGCAGCCAUCCGCACGGCCGCCGUGUCUUGCCUCUGGGCGCUUAUCAGCAGCGAGAGCCUGUCAGCCAAACAGAUACGGGAAGUGCAGGAAACACUGAUGCCUCAGAUUCUAACCACCCUGGAAGAAGAUUCUCAGAUGACUCGACUGAUUUCAUGCCGAAUUAUUAACAUGUUUUUAAAAACCUCUGGUGGUGUGGUUGAUCCAGAUAAACUCAUCAAGGUCUAUCCUGAACUCCUGAAGCGACUGGAUGAUGUUUCCAAUGAAGUGAGGCUAGCAGCUGCCUCCACCUUGGUCACCUGGCUGCAGUGUGUUGGGAACAACGACGGGAAGUCUUACUACCAGAGUAACAUUCAUUACCUGUACAAGGAACUCCUCGUCUACCUCGAUGACCCAGAGAGCGCCGUCCAGGACGCAGUUUUAGAGGUCCUAAAAGCUGGCAGUGCCCUAUUUCCUGACCUCCUGGUGAGGGAGACGGAGGCCGUCAUCCACAAGCAUCGCUCUCCCGCCUACUGUGAGCAGCUCCUGCAGCACGUACAGGCCUUGCCGCCUGCUCAGUGACCAGCGUCUGGGAGCAGAGCCUUCAGUGCAGCAGCUGGACGUCCUUGUCCUCAUCUUGAUGGGAUUUGUGGCCUUUAAACCUCGUAACAGGGCACCUUUUGUCAACAGCCUAGGACACUCACAAGCAAGACUUGGACAGCGAGAAGAAUGUAUUCC
This is a messenger RNA of Ceratotherium simum simum (southern white rhinoceros), 2177 nucleotides long. The record is from RefSeq and is a predicted model, not a curated record. Lineage: Eukaryota; Metazoa; Chordata; Mammalia; Perissodactyla; Rhinocerotidae.